UUUUUAUUUUUGUGUUUUGAAUCCUAAUUUUUGGUUAUAUGAAACUUGUUGCUGUGUGUAUUAGUGUUGAGGUUGGUGAUCCUGCACAGCUUCCAGCAACUGUAAUUUCAGAUGUUGCUAAGAAUCAUGGAUAUGGCACAAGCUUAUUUGAAAGAUUGAUGCAAGCUGGCUAUCCAGUUAAAAUGUUGAAGACCCAAUACCGAAUGCAUCCUGAGUUAUUUAGGGAUACUCUAACAUGGAUUCUAAGUGGAUUCUAUUGCUAUUUCGUAUGGGCUAAGUGUUAUUAGGUGUAUUUGGAGCACUUGGAACAAGGUGUUGGUGGCUAAAGCUUAUUGGUGAUGAUUAAAAGCCUUGGAAGCUUGAGUUAUAAUGUGUUUGGGUGUGAACCGCCGUCAUUAAGAUGUAGGUCCUAAAGCUCAGCAGUGAGCUGUGAUUCAUCUGAAAGAGCGAAGAUCAUUGGACUCCUGUUUUACUUUUGCUUAGAAUCUCUCCCUAUUUAUCUUGCAAAACUUACUUAUAUGUAUUUAUCAUUUUGGAAAGCUUGCCUAUACAGGUUUUGAUGUAUAUUUUGGGAGAGAUAGGAAAUACUGUUAUCAAAAUAGUUUUUUUCCUGUACCCUAGUCGACCUAAACUUCGCAAGUCGCGACUAGUGGCUAUUAUACUUGUUUGUGGCUAUAUAUAUAUAUAUAUAGUACCUUGUCUUUA
Molecule: messenger RNA, 705 nt
Organism: Arachis ipaensis
Lineage: Eukaryota; Viridiplantae; Streptophyta; Magnoliopsida; Fabales; Fabaceae
Source: RefSeq, a predicted model, not a curated record